AUGCCGAGGUCUUUUCUCGUGGAUUCCUUGAUUUUAAGGGAGGCCAACGACAAGGGCAACGAGAACAACCCACCUUUAUUCCCGUACGCCGUGCACUCACAGCACCACCCGCACGGGCUAGCGGGCUCGUGCCACUCCAGGAAAGCCGGGCUGCUGUGCUUCUGUCCGCUGUGCAUGACCGCAUCCCAGCUCCAUCCGUCUCCACCAACUCUGCCGCUUCUCAAGGCGUCUUUUCCUCCCUUCAGCGCACAGUACUGUCACUCAGCUCUGUCCAGGCAGCACUCCUCAUCCAACAGCGUCAACCUCAGCCACGGACCUGGGAUAUACCAGGCUGCAUAUUCAGUUCCAGACCCAAGACAGUUCCACUGCAUCUCUAUCGAAAACAGUAACGGCAAACUUCAGAGCAGCAAGCGCAUGCGCACGGCCUUCACCAGCACGCAACUUUUGGAGCUGGAGCGCGAGUUUACCUCCAACAUGUACCUGUCCAGACUGAGGCGCAUCGAGAUCGCCACGUACCUGAACUUGUCCGAGAAACAGGUGAAAAUCUGGUUCCAGAACCGCAGAGUGAAGCACAAAAAAGAGGGCAAGAGCAGCGGCCAAAGGACUGGAUCACAUAACUGCAAAUGCUCGUCCCUGUCCACCGCGAGGUGCUCUGAGGAAGAGGAGGAUGACAUGCCCAUCUCUCCAUCCUCGUCCGAAAAGGAGGACGUGGACCUGUCCGUGUCCCCCUGAACUCUCUCCCCUAUCUGAAAGAUUUUGGUCCUCGUGAUUUUGAAAACAGCCAAAAAAGACUGAUCCAACUGUGCUCAGACGUCUGUACAUAAAAGAGAAUAUUUAAUCAGGGGGUUCCCCUGAACUAUUGUAUAGCUGUAUACAUGUUGU
Messenger RNA from Cheilinus undulatus (humphead wrasse), 882 nucleotides. RefSeq names its product GS homeobox 1 (gene gsx1). Gene Ontology annotation, cellular component: nucleus. The transcript has 2 exons. Gene Ontology annotation, molecular function: DNA-binding transcription factor activity, RNA polymerase II-specific; sequence-specific double-stranded DNA binding. Gene Ontology annotation, biological process: regulation of DNA-templated transcription. The record is from RefSeq and is a predicted model, not a curated record. Bases 1 to 732 code for a protein of 243 amino acids. NCBI's taxonomy places the organism in Eukaryota, Metazoa, Chordata, Actinopteri, Labriformes, Labridae.